Molecule: messenger RNA, 4817 nt
Organism: Neodiprion fabricii
Lineage: Eukaryota; Metazoa; Arthropoda; Insecta; Hymenoptera; Diprionidae
Exons: 17
Coding region: 1383-4070 (895 amino acids)
Source: RefSeq, a predicted model, not a curated record
UUCAUUUGCGUAAACGUUAAAGAGACUCGCGUUGACGAAUUCACUUCCGGACUCGACGACGUGAAAAUAAAAAAUUGAAAUAAAUAAAAACUGACCAGAAGUCGCCGGUGUGGAGUACUACGUGAGAAUUUUUCUAAGUCAAUAAUUCAGAAUUCGAAAGUCAGACGGUGUUAGAUCUACAUAAAACAGUGUUCCAUGGAAGUCCGUACCGCGAUUAUUUUACACCUUACAAACACGUUUAAAAUGUUGUAUCUCGCGGACGAAGAUAAUGCGGAUAUCUCUUUAGCUCUGCGUCAAAUCGUGCGUGUGAGACGACGUAUCAUACCGAAAACACAACAGUGCAUUACGAGUGCGUCGAGGUCGGUGUAGGUGGAUCGAUACUCGGUCGUCGGGACGGCGUCAAAGGUUGGCAUUCGUGAGGCACAAGGAAGGGGGUCUCUCUUCGCAGUCGGUCUCCGGGAGUCGGCGUGUUGAAGGUGCGGAGUAGUUUCCGAGCAGUCGAACGAACCGGUACUCGAACGAAUGGCAGCGGCAUUGCGGUUUGCACAGAGAGUCGCGAGUUCGCAGCUUUGAUGCGGUGCGGUAGCUGGUGACCGAGACUUUUUAUCGUAAUCUCCGUUCGCGAUUUUAGUAAUUUCCUGCGGGCACGCGAACACCGGAAGCUCUGUUAUUCCGGUUAGGGAGUUUACGCAGCUGACAGAUGCCGCAUGGUCGGGAUAAAGUGGAGAUCGACCGCAUGGAAAUAGUGCAAACUGUGGUCCGUCACUCGAGUGGCAGAUAGAGAUCGACGAUUUUUACCCCACGCGGAGAUGAUGGUCACGUUCGGGGUGCGGUGCUGAUGCGGAGAGGAAGAUGCUGCGGUUUAUAUCGGUAGUCGAAUCUCAUUUCUGCACAUUUCACAGGCGCCGAUCGACGUAAGUUGAUUAACGAUCCACGGCCCUGGACUGUUCGCAGAUGGUGACAUGCCGAGUUCAUAUCGGGUAAGUUUUCCUGUCGGUGAAAGUGGCGAGCAGCAAAUUGAUAACCGAGGGAAAUCCGAUGAGAAUUUGGGUCAUCGCAAACGAAGCAGUUGCAGCAGUGCCUUACGCCGCGGUUGAUUCGCCGAUAGAAGCGAAACGUUCCGUUCGAUAACAAACACCGCACGAGGGUGAAGUGCUUGAAACUUGACAGAUGCCACGUGCUCGGAUCGAGUUUGAAACGAUCUCGCCGCUGGUUCGUCAGCAUCGCAAUCCGCAUAACCGGCGCCGGUAGCGCGGAGGAGAAACGUGAGAUCCGUCCGGCGAGCAGCCCAGGGUGCAGGAAAGGGUAUAAAUAGGCAACGUGUUGGUUGGCUGUUUGGUGGGGGCCGGGAGACGGUUGCUCGUCGGUGAAAAUAGAAAAGAAUGUUUUUGGAUUCCAAUUGGACUUGGUUGGCAGAACGAUGGGGCAAUAUGGCCGACUUGGCCGAGCGGGUGGACGAUCUGAUAUGCAGUUUUGACUCGGCCGGUGACACUACCAUGGAUACACUAUCGAUGUUGGUGUUCGGUUGGAUGCUCUUCGGGCUGAUAGUGCUGUGCGUUGGUAAAUACGUUUACAAUCGGUUCGCCCUGAACGCCAUUGGGGCGUCCGGAUCCGUUAAAGACGGUCAUGGAUUCGCGGCGCACGCAACUGUGGACGGUAUUGUCACUCCCGGUGCUGGUGCUAGUGUCGGAGGUCCUGGUGCCGGUGGGCUCAAAGGGAGUGCCCAAAAUUCGCGGAACGCGUCCUCUCCGGUUUCAGUUUCACUGAAGUCUUCGUCGAUCGGUGCUGGUCCCGGAACUUUGGCCGCUGGUCCCGGCGGAGGUGGGGGUGGAUCUUCGGGGUACGUGCCGCCGACACCACCGGUGAGGAAACGGCUCACACGGAAGACUUCCGGUCCCUUGAUAAGCCCCGCGCGAAGCUCGAGGGCUCUUCAUCUUCCAACUGCUACCGGGGCUGACGCCGAGGCUGUGCGAUGGGUGAACGAGCUGAUAGUGUGGCUGCACUCGGACCUUGUUAUCCUCAACGAGCUACUCGCUACCUGGGUAAUUUCACUCAACGAAUUCACCGCCGGCUCUGUCGAGGAGCAUGGUGUCGGUGUCGAGUUCGUGCGGGUUCUUCCCGAGACGCAUUCACCCGUCCUUUCGAACAUCUUCUGCGAAUGCGACUCGAAGGACGACGUCACAAUUACCUGCGACUGCGAAGCGACGCCGGCUCUUCAGCUAAAAGCGUUCCGACAGCGAGGUGAAAAGGUCGAAGCCAGUCACUAUCGCGUCAACGUCAACCGUUUCCGAGCGCGACUUCACUUGGUCUGUAUCACAGAAAAGCUGCUGCUGGAUCUGAAGUGCGACGGAUGGCCGGAGGUCAAGGUGUCUCUGGCUCCGGUUGGAACCAUAAAGAAGGACCUGGACGAGAGCCAGCUGCAAGAGGUCGUGACCGAGAUCGUCGUCGGUGCGCUUCGUGGCACCAACGUUCAUCUGAACCUCGUACAGUACCCAACCUGCCCUAGACUAUGGAGAGAACCACCACCGCAGCCGGGAUUCUCCCUGCCUCUUCACUACGACAGUAUGAAUUAUUCGAAUACAGUGACAGAUCAACAACAUCUUCAGAUCCACCAGAGGCACUCCCCUACCAUGCAAUACGCCCGUGGCGAUCGACGACUUUUGGUCAAGAUUGUGAAGGCAUCCGAUAUCGGUGGUGCCGAAGGGUGCAAGGAACCCUACUGCGUUGUAGAACUCGACGAACCACCACAGAAAAAUCAAACUUCCAUCAAAAAGGACAACGUCAACAAUCCGCAUUGGGACGAAGCUUUCUUGUUCGACGUUAGUCAGAACACGUCGGAGGUGCUGCUGGAGGUUUACGACCACGUUAAUAAAGGGCAGCGUUUCCUGGGACUUGGGAUCGUGGGUGUGGAGGAAUUGCUGAUCAACCCUAGUCAGAGACAAAUCAUACCUCUGCAGGCUCGGCCUUAUGAACAGGACGAAGUUACGGGGACCCUGACAGUCGAGUUCCUCUUCAUCGAAGGCGCCGAGGUGCCGCAGAUCGGGACCAAACCGUACAAAGUCAAAGAGAGCAUCAAGCCGGUCCAAUCGCCGACCCGUAGCUACACACCAACAAAACAUCUGAACAACACUAGCUUAAAUUACAACAACGGUAACAGCACCUUUAUCUUAUACGAUUCUGGCAGUCAGUCUCCAGGGGGUGAUUACCUCUCCAAUGGGAAUGGGCUUGAUUCUCCGUACAGGACGGGCCAAUUCAACGGGAACAAAGGGACGCUGAUAGUCCACAGCCAGCAGAGACAGCCAGAGCGACAAAUCGUCAAGGUUGCACUGACGGAAGCUGGAAAUUGGCAAGAAGUCUCGCCUGAGCACGGUACAAAAGUCAACAGCACGGGAUCGGGUCCAGAAAGCACUCCGAAUUCCUCAAAUUCUGAAGGACUCAGAGAGAGAGGUAGGACGCGGAGAAAACGCCGGGACUUUUUUGGGACUAUAAAGAGGCGCCUUGGCCGAUCAAAGAACAGGAGUCGGUCUGUCGGACCCGAAGGUGAUGCACCGUACGAAGAAGCCCAUUCGAGGUCGAUAUCAGCCGACAGAGCUCGUGAUCCUGGCUCAGGUUUGCUGUCCGUACCAGGAAGAGAAGAACAGUCUAGGAGGUCGAGUCUGAGCGAGGCUUCUGCAGUGAGCGGAACUUCGACGCGAACUUAUCUGAACGAGGCUUCGACCCUCGUUCUGGAAACCCUGGAGAACGGGAUAAAGAAACACUACCUCGUGCCGUUGUCUCUCGCGCAAAAGAGUAAAUGGAGAAAAAAAGGCACGAAAUUGCACAUCUUCAACGAUCACACCUUCAUUGCGAAACACAUGCCAGGAGGCACAAUUUGCGAGGUUUGCAAGCGAACUUUGGCUCGAAGGUUGGGUAAGCAGGGCUACGAGUGCAGGGACUGUCAGCUUAAAUGUCACAAGCAUUGCCACGUCAAAGUCGACUCGACUUGCUCAUCGUCGACCAUACAGAGCAUCGAAUUAACGUACAUAAAAAAUACGCAACACGAACGAAAGCCAUCGACUCGACUAUGCUAGUGAGAAGUUGUAAAUUAAAUAUUACGAUACAAUUACAUUAAUAACAUUAAUAAUAAUGAUGAUAAUAUUAAAAUUACUUAUGAUAACGAAUAAAUAAUCGAUAACAAUCACGUUUAUUAUCCAGAAUACGAGUCACAGAAAUAACGGUAAUAACACACUGAAAUAUAAUCUAAAGAAACACAAAGAUGUGAAUAAUAUUAAUGAUUACAAUAUUAUUAAUAAUAGAUACAUAUAUAUAAUAAUAUAUUACAAACAAAGAUGGAAAUAUAAUUUCAAUAUGCCUAAAGUGAUAUAUGGACGUAUAUAUAUAUAUAUAUAUGUAUACAGGUAUGUUUCAAACAAUGACCUGUAAUGCGUUGUUCCUUUCAUGGAUCAACUUUUGACAACGCAAUUAUGCGUCAUUAAUUAAACUGAAUGAACGUUUGACUUACGCACUAUAAAAUUAUCACUUAAUCUUUGCAGAAACUACCAGUCUCUCUUUCUAUUUCUCUAAUCGUUUAUACCAAUCUCAAUUUUCCGAGUACACGUUCCUGUAACACACUCGGUCAUCAUAAUUAUACAAUGCCGAUUCGGGUAUUAAUUAUUUUUACAUCGCCUAUAAAAUGUGCUACGAAAAUUAUUGUAACAAAAAUCCUCGGUACGCUGGAACGGAAAUUGCAAUUAAAAAAAAAAGAAAACCCGACGCUCAAUUGUUUUCUUCUUUUUGGAGACCCGAAUCUUAUACUUAUUUGUUUAAACAAUUGUAGU